AAUUGCUCAAAGGAAAUAGAUCACAGUUUUUAGUUUAAUAUCCGGGUUACCUGGAUACGCACGAUUCUAAUUUACUAGAUUUUAUAAUUAAAAUGUUUCAAAGCGGAGUCAAAAGACCGUUAAGUGAUGGAGUUCCAGAAAACUGGAAUAGUGGUGAAGAAUUAAGCAAUAGUGGAGAUGGAUUUGGAAGCUCAGAUCGUAAAAAAAAGAGAAGAAGUAGAUGGAAUACUGAUGAGGACAAAAUAGUUAUUCCUGGGAUGCCAACUGUGAUCCCUGCAAAUUUGUCAGAAUCUCAACAGCGGCAAUAUGUUGUUCAUCUUCAAAUUGAGGAAAUAACUCGUAAGCUGAGAACAGGAGAUCUGGGAAUUCCUGCUAAUCCUGAGCAAAGGUCACCCUCUCCUGAACCAAUAUAUAAUAAUGAAGGUAAAAGGCUGAAUACCCGUGAAUAUAGAACACGUAAAAAGCUUGAAGAAGAACGCCACAGAUUGAUUCAAGAAGCUAUGAAAUUAAAUGCUGAAUAUAAGCCACCUAGUGAUUACAAGCCCCCUGUCAUUAGAGUUAGUGAUAAAGUCAUGAUACCCCAAGAAGAACAUCCAGAUAUAAACUUUGUUGGCUUGUUGAUUGGACCUAGAGGUAACACCUUGAAGACCCUUGAAAAGGAUACUGGAGCCAAAAUUAUUAUCAGAGGCAAAGGAUCUGUAAAGGAUGGUAAAAUAGGUCGUAAAGAUGGUCAGCCAUUACCUGGAGAAGAUGAACCCUUACAUGCUUAUGUCACAGCAAAUAAUCCAGAAAAUGUUAAAAAAGCAGUUGAAAAGAUCAAAGAAAUAAUUAAACAAGGCAUUGAAGUCCCUGAAGGUCAGAAUGAUUUAAGACGCCAACAGCUUAGAGAGCUAGCAUUGCUGAAUGGAACAUUACGUGAAAAUGAUGGCUUAGCAAAACUUCGACAGAUAGCAGAAAGUCAAACCAUUGUCACAAAUACUAUUAUCUGUACUGUGUGUGGAGGGACAGGACAUAUUGCUCAGGACUGUAAACAAAAAAGACCAGGAGAUACAUUCCGUAUGCAGCAAAUGCAAAACCCAGCAGACAGGGCUAAAAUGGACAGUGAAUACAUGUCAUUGAUGGCAGAGCUUGGUGAAGGACCUCCACCUCCAAAAUCUGAGGCACCCAAUCAAAAUCCUGCCGCCAAUUUUGGAAGACCACUCUUGUCAAAUCCACCUCCUAAUCCAAUGGCUAUGAACUCUCCAUGGCAAAUGAACAGACCUCCAAUGGGACCUGGCGGGCCAAUGAUGACUAGACCACCUAUGGGGAUGCAGCCCAAUGGUCCACCCCAAAUGAAUCCACAUGCUCGCAUGCCAAUGCCACUGAUGUCAACUCCCAUGCAACCUCCCCCCGGCAUGCAAGCUCCACCAGGUCUUCUGCCUCCUCCAGCCUCUCAGCAACAACCUAUGAUUGGUGGAAUGGGAAACAUGCCUCCUAUGCCUCCCAUGCAACAACAGCAAGGUCCAAACAUGAUUCGCCCCUGGCAACAGCAGCAGCCUAUGGGAUCCCAACCUAGUCAACAGCAACCAAUGAUGAAUAGUUCAAUGCCACCAACAUCUGGUACUUUAGCCAUGCCUCCCCCUCCUCCUACAUUAUUGGCGCCACCACCUCCACCCCCGACAAGUAGUCAGAGUCCAGUACAGCCAACACCUCCAUGGAUGCAGCAACCUCUUGCAGGUAACAUGGGCAUACAGACUCAGCAACCUCCGCCACCUCCAACAACAACACCUACAGCUCCUUGGCAACAGCAGAUGACGGCGCCACCCCCUCCACCUGUGUCUUUGGCACCUUGGCAGCAACCACCACUUCCUCCGGCCAUGUCACUGUCAGCCCCACCUCCCCCAGGGCCCGUGCAGCCUCCUCUCAUGACCACGGCUGUACCUCCACCACCACCUCAGACAAGUACAGGUCACCAGUUUAACACGUUUGCGCCCCCUCCACCCCCUCCCAUGUCCUACAGUAACCAGAGAAUGGGGGGUAUAAACCCAAUGAUGAUGGCUGGACCUCCGCCACCACCUCCACCCAGUUAAAACUUUGUAUAGGUAAACAAGGAAACAGUACACUUAGCAGUAUGUGUCAAUGUUUAUGAAAAGUUACAUUAGUGACUGACUGAAUAGAUCAUGUAUGCAGAGCCAGUGUUUAUCUGGACAUCUAGACAUUGAACUUAAUUGUUUCUUAAGAAGUAUAAUCUUGCAGGACAGCAAAAAGAACUGUUAACUAUAUUUUAAAACAUAUUUUAAAACCUUUGAUAUUUUUUCAUACAUUUUGAUAUACUUGAGAAUCAGAUGAAUGCAGUAUGUCACAUGAUGUUCAGUAUUUAAUUGUACACUUCAGUCAGAAACAUUUCUGAACUGUGGCUUAUAAAACAUGUAUUAUUCCCCAUGGACUUUAUGUCUUGUCUUUUCAAAGCCACCAUUGACUUGUAUGCUUUUAUUCUCCUAAUUUGUUCUAUGUUUUACUUAUAACUCGGCACUAGUUAACAUUGUUAGACCCUGUCUUGUCAUAUCAUGUCUCCAGCAAAACAAGUGUGUAUUCUGACUGUAAGUACUUAUGUUGACAUUGUUGUUGUGGUAGUCUAUUGUACUCGAGACACUGGAUGAAAUGCUCAGAACUCAAAGGUGAAAUAAAUUAUAAAGUUUUAGCUUUC
Biomphalaria glabrata is the source of this 2686-nucleotide messenger RNA. RefSeq names its product splicing factor 1-like. Gene Ontology annotation, biological process: regulation of mRNA splicing, via spliceosome. Gene Ontology annotation, cellular component: nucleus. Bases 93 to 2069 code for a protein of 658 amino acids. Gene Ontology annotation, molecular function: zinc ion binding; mRNA binding. The transcript has 13 exons. NCBI's taxonomy places the organism in Eukaryota, Metazoa, Mollusca, Gastropoda, Planorbidae. The record is from RefSeq and is a predicted model, not a curated record.